This is a messenger RNA of Salvia miltiorrhiza (redroot sage), 1598 nucleotides long. Its product is annotated as SNF1-related protein kinase regulatory subunit beta-1. The transcript is spliced from 4 exons. Gene Ontology annotation, molecular function: protein binding. NCBI's taxonomy places the organism in Eukaryota, Viridiplantae, Streptophyta, Magnoliopsida, Lamiales, Lamiaceae. The record is from RefSeq and is a predicted model, not a curated record. Bases 425 to 1249 code for a protein of 274 amino acids.
GGAUGUGACCUGCAAACUGCAUAUGAUUAAAAACGAAAAAAGGUGAUUUGAAAUGAUUUUAUUUUUGUUCUUUUGAGUACGAAAUGAUUUUCAAUUUUAAACUUAUCUUUCUCGGAAGCGACACGCAUUCGCCGCAAUGAGUCAAAAUGAACUCGUUGAUCAGAAUUUGAACGACGACGAUUUCACUGCGAAAAUAGUUCUUAUCCAAAUUUGACGACCACGAUUAUCCCACGUACUCAAAUCUAUCCUUUCAAUUUCCUCAGCUGAGUUGACAUUUCUUAUAUUUCCCGUUUUAUCCCUCCUCCUCCGCCCCCCGCCCCCCUCCAACACCGCCCUUUUGAUCCCUCUAAAACCCUCACCUUCCGUGUUUUCUCUCCCUAGACCUGCAAAUACACGUUUACCUACAUGCACUUGCGUUACUCGCAUGGGAAAUGCGAAUGGCAAAGAAGAAGGCAGUGAAAAUGGCGGCGCCGAGGUCUCCGAAGGUUCCAACCACGCGCCGGCAAAUCGCGUGGCUUCCGCUGAUCUAAUGGUGAGCUCUCCGCCGCGUGAUCCCCAUCAGUCGCGCGCUCCUCUCUUGUUUUCGUCUCAGGCCCCAGUACUUCCUAUACAAAGAAGUGAUGGCCCGUCACUCAACCCACUGAGGCAGAAUGAAGCUCAAAGAGCUGUUGAUCACCCCCUUGAACUAGGUAUACCGACUAUAAUAACUUGGAGUUUUGGCGGCAGUAAUGUGGUCGUGGAGGGUUCAUGGGACAACUGGAGGACAAGGAAAAUGCUCCAAAGAUCAGGGAAGGAUCACUCUAUUCUUCUGGUGCUGCCGUCAGGCAUAUUUCGUUACAGAUUUAUCGUGGAUGGUGAAGUGAGAUAUAUCCCUGAUCUACCAACUGAAACAGAUCAGACGGGCCAUAUUUGUAAUCUUCUUGAUGUCCACGACUAUGUUCCUGAAAACCUUGAUAGUGUGGCAGAAUUUGAGGCUCCCCAAUCACCUGAGUCAAGUUACAGUCAGGAUUUUCCAGGAGACGAAGAUUUCGCAAAGGAUCCGCUGCUGGUUCCACCUCAACUGGCGUCGAGUGUUCUUAGCUCAGAAAAUUACAAAGACACUAGUGCUUCAAAACCACAACAUGUAGUGCUGAACCACCUCUUCAUGGAGAAAGAACGACCAUCCCAGUCUGUAGUUGCCCUUGGUCUGACUCACCGGUUCCAGUCCAAAUACGUGACUGUCGUCCUGUACAAGCCGCUAAAAGGAUGAUCUGUCUCUAACCUUUGUAUUUGACAAGUUUAAUCCGCAGCUGAACUUGUAAUGUUUUGUUGUGCUGUACAUCUUACAUCCUAAGAGCAUUUGCUUGCUGUAUAAAUUUGGUUAGAAGAAGAAGCAGAGGGCAAUCACAUAUGUUGUCUGUUUCUUGAGCGAUUGGAGCGUAAUUGUUAAUACGACAAGAAUAGGCACCAAGUUUCUGCUUUCAGCUUCACCAUUUGUUCUGUUGUUUUAAAUGAGCAAGUGUACAAUCAGUAGUGUCUUCCACAUUCUUCGCACACCUGUAUUAGCAAACAUGUUUGUACUGCUUUUCAAUUUCGCAAUGAUUCAACUAUUUUGUGGA